Messenger RNA from Siniperca chuatsi (mandarin fish), 3609 nucleotides. RefSeq names its product zinc finger protein 260-like. Lineage: Eukaryota; Metazoa; Chordata; Actinopteri; Centrarchiformes; Sinipercidae. The coding region runs from base 1481 to 3526 and encodes 681 amino acids. The record is from RefSeq and is a predicted model, not a curated record. The transcript is spliced from 9 exons.
AUGUUGUGUGUUCUCUUCCGGGGAGCUCGCGCACCCUAAAUGCAAAGAUGGGACGAGGCGUGACGGAGUCAGAAGAAGACCUUAAAAUGUUUAAAGGAGCUUCGGUGUCUUUACCGAAACACUCCUACUGGUUUGACUUUUGGGCGUUCGUGGUGUUUGACAUCGCGUUUUUCCUCGUCAUGUAUUUCAUAGUGCCGUAAAAAGGUUUGUCCCCUGGACUCUGUAGCCUGAAGACAUGGAGUGCUGGUCCUGCCCUGUUGCCAGGAAUGUUAACCCAGCUUUGACUGAAUUUAACAGCACGUUAUUGGAGAUCACAUCCCACGUUUCCACAGCUUGGACACUGAAACUACAAGUUUUAUGCAUGUGACAUCCUGAUUGAUUUUUGAUAUCCUUCCCUCUGUGGCCUGUUGCCAGGUGCCGUCAUCUUUCUGCAUGGAUGGAUUCAUGUUGCUGCUGUGGGGAAGAGAUACAUUUUAAGUAUUUCAAUUGAAAAAUUACAAUGGCCACCUGAUAAUUCGGUGGGUGGUGGGGAGGCUGUGAUGACAGCAGAGAAACAAGAUUUUACUUGCACACCACGAAAAACAAUGUGAUGUUGUGGAGUAUGAGUCCAGCACACUAAAAUCUUGAAAGGUUGCACAUGGAAAUACUGCAAAUAAAGUGUUUUGCCUACCUGCUAAAUGGUGGCUAGUUGUUCUUGUUUAGCACUGCAUAGUAUUUACACACAUUUCAAAUCUCUGUUAUUAGUCUUAAAUGUAAUAUGUAUGCUUUGCUACAUUGCUUUGGAGAGUCAUUUCUGCUGUCAAAUGUGUCAUGACCUAAAGUGAGUUUAUAAUUUGGUUAUGGAAAUACACAACCAACAUCCAUUAAUACACUGUUUUGUUCACCUGAUUAUGAAGGACUUUUAUGUUUAUUAACACUACCUGCCCACAGGGAUUAGCUAAUAGGUAGCUCCAUAAAUCCAUUGGUUUUAUUCCCUUUAAAUAUAUUUGAUAUAACAAACAUUUUAUAUUAUAUUAAUUAAAAUGGCUUGCAUUUCCUUUUUGACUGUGACCAACCGACUCUGAGUAAUCUUUGUGUUCUGCAUGUCAUCAGCUGCUGCUAUUCAUGAGAAGUACUUUUGUAUAGUUACAAUUUAUUCUUGAGCACUGUUUGUACAUAACUUAACACUUUUAUUUUGAAAACAAUUUACGACACGUGUUUCCGCUUUGUAAGGAGCUAACAACAAACGGUUUGCAACCUUAUCGUAGUUUAAGUGAUUUUUAAAUUGUGUAAAUCAUGGAAACGACUGGCAGCUCCUAUCAAGUGGAAAACACAGUUCAGGUUUUUUUUUUUUCGAUGCCAACAUUUAAAGUCACUGUCCUGUCUCCAUACUGUUUCCUAAUCUGCACGCUGGCUCCAAUAAGUGCACUGUGGAGAUAUAUUCCUGCCGUUGUCAUCAUUAAGGCUGCUGAUACCUCCUCUGCGGCUGCUUUCUGCAGCGAUGUGGCAAGUGGCCCAGCGGAGAGAGGUUCUUGAUUAUGAAAAGCUCGAUGAGUUUGUGACGCUGGUGACGGCAACGGUUCCAGACCUGCUCAGUCCAAAGCAACGAGGCAAACUGCUUCUUCGACUGAGAGCGAAAAUUAUUCUUGAGUUGUGCAGAAAUGAGGAAACGGCCAACAUUUUGUGUAUACAGCCUCAUCUAGAACGGAUCCGUCCACCAGGAUACUCAGGAAGUGGAGAUGCAGAGGUGGAUGCAGAGGAGGCCAUUUUUGUGGCGCUCAUCCAAACACUACUGAAAGACCCAGCAGAGAGGGAGCAUUUUUACCAGGAGGUUUUUCCAACAGAGUAUGGCCUCAGCUACGACACAGACAUGCAGCUCCUUGUGUGGGAGUUUCUUUCUAAACUGGAGAAACUCCUGCCAGUGCCAGACCUCAGUCAAACUGUUUCAUGGCUGACCUCUGCCCCCUCUGUACUGAGGGACUGCUUGCAAGCGCUCUCCAGCCCUGACGACCUGAGGUCUCUCCUGCAACACCACAAAUGCCUCGAGCACCUUGGAACACAAGGUACCACUGUGGAGAUGUCCACCCAGGUCUUUGCCUGCUCCGAGUGUCCAUUCUUCCACAUGCAGGAGUCCUACCUGCUGCAGCACAUUGAGCACAGUCACCCUGAGCAGUACAGCAAACUCCAGAGGGCUGCAGAGACAGCUGAGGCCCCCAAGAAGAAGGUUCCGCGCCCUGUGUUCCCAAUGCCUUUCCCUAUCCACGACAGGCCUGACCCUCACAUGUGCAAGGAGUGUGGCAAAACUUUCACACGUGCCUCAGACGUGACUCGUCACCAGCGGACACACACAGGUGAGCGCCCGUACGCCUGCGAGGAAUGUAAGAAGGGCUUCAAGAACUCUUGGGAUCUGACCAGACAUCAGCGCAUUCACACUGGAGAACGACCCUUCCUCUGCUCCCAGUGUGGCAAACGGUUCACCCAGAUGGGGUUGCUCAAGCUGCAUUUCGAACGAACCGCCUGCGGCCAGACUUGCAACCCUCCCCUCGACCUAACGACAGAGGUCGUAGUAGCAGAGGAGACGUCAGAGAAAGGGGCCGGUCAGUACAAAUGCCAGAAAUGUGGUGAGAGCUUCAGUAGCAUCCUGGAGAGGCUGAGGCACAGGCAGAGGCAUGUGGUGAGGCGUCAGUACAAAUGCUCCCUGUGUGAGAAGAUAUAUAGCCGAGCGUCAGACCUCAAGAGACACCAGAUGAAACACACCGGCGAGCGGCCAUUUGCCUGUGAGUGUGGGAAAAGCUUCACGCAUGUGUGGCUUCUGAAUAAGCACCGGCAGAUCCACACCAGGGAGCGUCCGUACACCUGCACAGAGUGUGGAAAGAGCUUCACGCAGCUCCAGAUCCUUAACAGGCACCUGCUGACUCACAGCGGCCAGCGGCCUUUCCAGUGCUCCUACUGUGAGAAGAGCUUCACCCAGCUGGCCAGCCUUACACGCCACGAAAGAAUCCACACGGGCGAGAGGCCGUACCUCUGCACCACCUGCGAGAAGACAUUCCUCACACAUGGAGAGCUGGUGAGGCAUCAGCGCAGCCACAGUAACUUUAGGCCGUUCAGUUGUCCACAGUGCCCGAAGAGCUUUAAAACCAAGCGAGCUCAGAGUGAACACCUCAACACACACACAGGAGAGCGUCCAUUUGCAUGCACCCGUUGCGGGAAGAGGUUCGCCAAGUCGACCUCGCUCAUCCGGCAUAACCUGACUCACACGGGGGAACGGCCCCACCAGUGCUCCCAGUGCGGGAAGACCUUCCUCACCUCCGGUGAGCUGCUCCUCCACAAACGGAUCCACACAGGAGAAAGGCCGUAUCCCUGCUCCUACUGCGACCGAAGGUUCAGGUGCUCCUCCGACCUCAACAUGCACAUCCGAACACACACCGGGGAGAAGCCGCACAGCUGUCUGUUCUGUAAGAAGAGUUUCUCUACGUCUACGAGGCUGAAGAGACACGCACGCACACACAUGGAGAAGGGUAUAGUUGUGGAAUCAUUAAGUCUUUGAGCUGUGUGGAGCAAGUGAUGUAUUUAUUAGAAGAUGAUUAUUGCUUUCACAUUCAAAAUAAAAGCUGUCUUUAAUCAGUUUCA